Trichoderma reesei QM6a is the source of this 1809-nucleotide messenger RNA. RefSeq lists its product as uncharacterized. The record is from RefSeq and is a predicted model, not a curated record. Lineage: Eukaryota; Fungi; Ascomycota; Sordariomycetes; Hypocreales; Hypocreaceae. The transcript has a single exon. Bases 1 to 1809 code for a protein of 602 amino acids.
AUGGCAUCCAACGCUCCUGAGACUCCACCACCCUCCGCAAAUCAAGCGUCUGCCGCUCAAGACGGCCUUCAUUCCAUCGUCCUCGACAUGGACGACGAAUUCAGCGAGUUCUCGAACAGGGUCUCUGCUUGGAACAGUGUUUUGAUGAAGAUGAACAACAUCAUGCUUCCCGGCUUUUCCAAACUUCACACUGCACGCGUAGGGAGAAGCGUCGCCCCAGGUCUUCGUGUGGAGGUCCAGACGGCAUGGGGUCCUCGCAUUCCAUCCACCCUCAUCAUCCGGCUCCAAGUCAGAAACGGCGAUGAUAUCCAAGACUUUGCCAUCCUCACCCUUCCAAUGGGUCAGACUGAGAAGCCAAUGAAUGCCGAGUGCUUCCGCACAAAUGAGAGAACGGAUAUCAUGAAGAUAUUCCCCGAUCCGUCGGGUGAUCCUGCUGGUGCGUCCUGCUCGCGAUUCCUCAACCAAGAUCUACUUCACUUUAGAGGCAUGGAUAUCUCAAAGCCAGCAUGGACCCUCAUCUUCAAUACGGCCUUUGACGUCGUGCGUCUCGAAACCGUGAUCGAUGUCCGCAAAGUCGCAGUGUCCUAUCCAGACAAGUUCUGGGACAGACUCGGCACUCAGCCAGCUGGGCUCAGAUUCAUCGCCGAGAGACUCAAGUCCGCAUUUGACAAGAGAAACCUUGAUGAACAAGUCUCUUUCCAGUUUUUGUUCCCUCACGUCCGGGGCUGGGAGAAAGAUUGGUACGUUUUUCUCAACGAUAAGCGGAAGAUUAACCCCGGAGUGCUCGACCUCCAAGCUCUUUGCAACAAUCGAAUCGAAGACUUGGAUUACUCAAAGACACUCAUCGGCCACCAAUGGCUCGACGAGGAACUAGCCUGGAAGCAGCUCAUGGCAUGCAACUGCAGCAAGAUGUACUUUCAAGCACGUCUGCUCCCAUUUCCCGGCUCAGAAUGGAUUCCAACCACCAGCGACAUGGCCGACUAUGGCAUGAACGGCAACAGACGACCGACAGCCUAUCUGAUGAUCGUCAACUUGGCAUAUGUCCGAGAGUUUCUGCCUGAUAUUGGCACCAGAUGCACAGUGUACGUCAGGGAGCUCGCCCAGCAUGGGUACACAAUGCCGCGUCCGCCCUUGGCCGACAUCGAAGUCAGGCGGCUUGCCAGCAGGUUCCAACGCACUCUUGCCUACGCGGAGGUGUGGGCUAUCAGGAGAUUCUGGGAUCGUGGGAGGACGCAAAUGAACGAAGAAGAAGUCAAACAGAUAUUCAUACAGAUCGCUGCUGUGGACGUGGCGCUUUUCCUGCCCAUGCCGUCCGCAGACGACCCGCACAACACAGCUGCCUCGCAAGCUGCCGAAAAUCUCCGGAAGCGCGAGGGCGAGGAUAAAGACGACCAUUAUCGACGAAUCCUCCCUUGGGUUCGUGAGGCUUUGCGCGUUGCGCCGAAGACGAGGUACAACGAACCAUAUACAGGCAUCCGUCUAAGCUUACCACCUGGCGUUUCUUCAGAUGUCGCGAUGUUCUUCGUCGAGGUGCCCAGACAGCGAGACUGGCCGCGCAGCUUGGAGAAGCCUCCGAUGGUAAUUGAUGCGCCAGAAAUACCCCCCGUAACUGAUCUCCAGGGGUUCCUCGACACUGCAUUCGCGGACUCUCGUGAUGUUCUUCGCGCAGAGAUUCGUUACUCUGUCAAGGAAGAUUGGCUUGUGAAAAAGAGUGAGGCUAUACCAAUUAUGAACAACAUCGACAUUAACACCAAGGAGACCGCAUGGUGGAAAUCCAUGGUGAAAAGCACCGAGGCCUCCAAAGUCUGA